Neltuma alba is the source of this 1230-nucleotide messenger RNA. Its product is annotated as probable S-adenosylmethionine-dependent methyltransferase At5g38100. Gene Ontology annotation, molecular function: methyltransferase activity. The transcript has 4 exons. The coding region runs from base 1 to 1230 and encodes 409 amino acids. NCBI's taxonomy places the organism in Eukaryota, Viridiplantae, Streptophyta, Magnoliopsida, Fabales, Fabaceae. The record is from RefSeq and is a predicted model, not a curated record.
AUGCUGUCUCAAGUGCCUGGAAUUAAAGAAGACUGGGAACACGAAACUAUGGUGCACGCAUCCAUUGAAAGUGAAAUUGUUGAGUUCUUUGAACAUAAUGAUGUAACAUCAAAAGGUCUUGAUGAAGGAGAGGCUAGUCAAUGUGUUCUAAGCAAUCCACUAGAUUAUGAUGAUGAUAAUUCCUCACCACCAUACCCAACUGUGCUGCGUAAGCUGGGUGUUCGACUGUUCAAGCCUAAAAUGGGUUUUGAUGCAGCAUUAAAAUUAGUUGCAUAUCAGAGAUCAGCAGUUGAAGCAGUCAAGAACCCUCUCCAAAGUGCGAUUGCUAGCAAAUUUGAUUUAAAAACCAUUUGUGCUUCUUCUACAAACCCAAUUUGCAUAGCUGACUUGGGGUGCUCCACUGGACCAAACACCUUCAUCAAAGUUCAAAACAUAGUAGAAGCAAUACGAAUCCAAUGCCAAUCACAAAAUCAAUCUACCCCAGAAAUCCUAGUCUUCUUCAACGAUCAAGUUUCAAAUGAUUUCAACAGUCUCUUUCAAAAGCUUCCUUCCAAUAGAAACUACUUUGCAUUUGGAGUUCCUGGCCCUUUUUAUGGACGCUUGUUUCCAAGACAAAGCUUACAUCUAGUUCAUUCAUCUUCGGCACUGAAUUGGCUAUCUAAGUUGCCCAGAGAGCUUACUGACAGAAGCUGUGGUGCUUGGAACAAGGGAAGAAUUUACUAUACUAAUGCUCCAAGUGAAGUUGAAGAUGCUUAUAAGAGACAGUUUAAGAUAGAUUUGGAGACAUUUCUGCAUGCCAGAGCACAAGAGCUAGUGAGCAAUGGAUUAAUGGCAAUUAUGACAUGUGCUGCUCAUGACGUGAUUGAUUUUAAUACAGAUUUGUAUGCUGGCAAAGAACUUGAACUCUCGGGAAGUUGUCUAAUGGACAUGGCGAGAUCGGGGCUAGUAAGUGAAGAAAAAAUGGACACUUACAAUGUGCCCACAUAUUUCCCACACCUGAAUUAUCUGAAGAAAAUACUUGAAAGUAACGAAGAUUUAAACCUCGAGGAAAUAGUCGCAAUGGAUAGAAAGUUUCUACCAAACAUUGAAACUUAUGUUUCCUCAGCGAGGGCCGUGCAUGAAGUGCUCAUCGAGAAGCAUUUUGGAGAUGGAGCUGUUGAUGAGCUUUUUGAACGUUUUGCAGAGAAAAUUAUGGAAUUCCCAGAAAUCAUUAAUUUUGCGCAACAUUAA